Vairimorpha ceranae is the source of this 141-nucleotide messenger RNA. RefSeq lists its product as hypothetical. The record is from RefSeq and is a predicted model, not a curated record. The transcript has a single exon. The coding region runs from base 1 to 141 and encodes 46 amino acids. Lineage: Eukaryota; Fungi; Microsporidia; Nosematidae.
AUGUUUUUUGAAAAUGAGUACUUCUGCCUGAGGUACAGUUUUAAUAAAAAUAAAUUACAAGUAAGUAUUUUUUUACUAUCCUUUAUGUCCAGAGAUAGUCAAAGAUGUGUCUUGAGACAUUCUCUCCCAGAUAGAACUUAA